Messenger RNA from Aureobasidium melanogenum CBS 110374, 2088 nucleotides. RefSeq lists its product as uncharacterized. The record is from RefSeq and is a predicted model, not a curated record. NCBI's taxonomy places the organism in Eukaryota, Fungi, Ascomycota, Dothideomycetes, Dothideales, Saccotheciaceae. Gene Ontology annotation, cellular component: nucleolus; PeBoW complex. The transcript has 2 exons. The annotation marks the transcript as partial. Gene Ontology annotation, molecular function: RNA binding. Gene Ontology annotation, biological process: maturation of LSU-rRNA from tricistronic rRNA transcript (SSU-rRNA, 5.8S rRNA, LSU-rRNA); ribosome biogenesis.
GGCCAGAAGGGCGCGGCCAAAAACUACAUCACCCGUACCCAGGCUGUGCGCAAACUGCAGAUUUCACUACCUGACUUCCGUCGCCUGUGUAUCUUCAAGGGAAUCUACCCUCGCGAGCCCCGUAACAAGAAGAAGGCAGCAAAGAACUCGCACUCUACCCAGGCCACCACCUUCUACUACACUCGCGAUAUUCAAUACCUCCUCCAUGAGCCUCUCCUCAACAAGUUCCGCGACCACAAGGCUCUGGCCAAGAAGAUUGGUCGUGCUCUGGGACGCAAUGAAAUCUCCGACGCAAACCGCAUGGAGAAGACUCUCACUCCUAAGAUGACCCUCGACCACAUCAUCAAGGAGCGCUACCCUACUUUUAUCGAUGCUCUUCGCGAUCUUGACGACUGUCUCUCCAUGCUUUUCCUUUUUGCCAACCUCCCCUCCACCGAGACCGUUCCUCCCAAGACCAUCCAGCUCUGCCAGCGUCUCACUCACGAGUUCGAGCACUACCUGAUCCGCAGCAACAGUCUGCGCAAGAGUUUCCUUUCCAUCAAGGGUAUCUACUACCAGGCCACCAUCCAGGGUCAGGACAUUCUGUGGCUCGUUCCCUACAAGUUCGUCCAGCGCGUCACUGGCGAUGUCGAUUUUCGUAUCAUGGGCACCUUCGUUCAGUUCUACACAACUCUCCUUGGUUUCGUCAACUACAGACUUUACACCAGCCUCGGCUUGGUAUACCCUCCCAAGUUUGACGCCAAGGCCGACGAGCAUGGUGCUGAGUUGGCUGCCUUCGCCAUCGAGGGUCGCAACGUUGCUGGUGCUCUGGACAACAAGGUCGAGCAGCCCGCUGCUGCACCCAAGCAAGUUUCGGCCACUGCUCAAGCUGAGGCCGACAAGCUUCUGGAACUGCCAUCCGGCGAAGAACCCACCAGCUCAUACGCCACCGCCCAGGAGAACCCCUCAUCAAACCCCAAGGAUCAAGAAGAGGAGGAGAGACAAGACGGAGAACUCGAUGCUUUCCCUGCACCUAUCGACCCCGAGUCGGAUGUCCUGCACCAGCCUACCGUUUCCGCCUCGACUGCCGCCAACCUUUUCGAGCCUUUCACCAUCUACCUCUCGCGCGAAACUCCCCGUCACCCUCUGGAAUUCAUUCUCCGUGCCUUUGGUUGCAAGCGUGUAGCAUGGGACACUGUUCUGGGCGAGGGCGCCUACACUUCCGACGAGGCCGACCGUCGCAUUACUCACCAGAUUGUUGACAGACCCAACCUCCCUCUUCCUGCCAUGCCUGUCGAGGACGAUGAGACCGCUGCUGCCAACGCUUCGAAGCGUUUGAGACCUGGCGAGCGUGUCCCUGGACGUGUUUACAUUCAGCCCCAGUGGGUCUGGGACUGCAUCAACGCAGGCAAGCUGUUGAGAACCGACCUUUACGCCCCUGGUGCUACUUUGCCUCCCCAUCUUUCACCCUGGGUCAAGCCCAAGCAGGGCGAGUACGACCCUACCAAGUCUUUGGCAGAGCAGGAAAACGAGGGCGAGGCUUUGGCUGCCGAGGCAGAGUCAGACGAAGAGAUGGCCGACGAGGAUGCUGGCUCAGAUGGUGAAGAAGUGGAUGGUGUUCGUGGAGAUGGCGAGGCUCGCGACCUGGAGUCAAAACUUCUGCAACAAGGCGGCAAGGAGGUUGUCAGUGGCGAAGGUAUGGACGUCGAGCUCGCCGAGUCAGAUGACGACGAGGAUGAGGAAGAGGAGGCCGCAAAGGAAGAGGAAUUCGAUGGUCUCAGCGAGGACGAAGAGGAAGACGAGUCUGAGGAUGAGGCCACUCGUCACCAGCGUGAGCUUGCCGCUGAGGCAGAGGGCCGUUCCUUGACUGCUGAUGCUGGCGCUACACCCGCCAAGGCUCUGCGCAAGAAGGAGGCUGAGAAGGCACAGAAGGCCAUCUCACGCAAACGCAAGGAGGCACAAGAAGAGACAGACCGCCAAAAGAUGAUGAUGAGUCGUCGCAAGCGCAAGAUCUUCGAGAAGAUGCAGUACUCGAAUGCAAAGAAGGAUGCCGAGGCCGAGAAGCUGAGAGGCAAGAGAAGAAAGAUCGAGAAGGCGGCCAAGAACUAG